This is a messenger RNA of Cydia pomonella (codling moth), 1485 nucleotides long. RefSeq lists its product as uncharacterized. Gene Ontology annotation, molecular function: catalytic activity. NCBI's taxonomy places the organism in Eukaryota, Metazoa, Arthropoda, Insecta, Lepidoptera, Tortricidae. Bases 1 to 1485 code for a protein of 494 amino acids. The transcript has a single exon. The record is from RefSeq and is a predicted model, not a curated record.
AUGGCAAAGAGAAACAAGAGAAACGGUAAACAGCGGCUGCACUCCCUCUCACUAAAAGUGCACCUCUCAAACAUUCGAGGAUUGCACUCAAAUCUCAAUGCAGUCCACCACCACCUUGAGACUGAAAAACCCGCCCUCUUAUUUCUCUCGGAGACGCAGAUAAGAUGUCCGGCUGACGUGGCGUACCUUUGCUACCCAGGGUACUCUCUGGAGCACAAUUUUAAGCCCCGUGCUGGUGUGUGCGUGUACGCCCGCGACGACAUUUGCUGUCGGCGUCUCCGAUGCUUUGAAGACCCCAACUUUUCCACGCUAUGGGUACUGGUGGAUACAGGCGUAGAGAAGAUUCUCUAUGGCUGUAUUUACCGGUCGCACAGCGGAGAUCGGGAGACCACCAGGCUCACAGAGUAUUUAAGUGAGGCGGCGGAAGCCGCUCAGCAUAAAUACCCAACUGCCCAACUAGUGUUGCUGGGGGAUUUUAAUGCGCACCACCAAGAGUGGCUAUUCCCAUACCAACACACUGACCAUGCUGGGAGAGAGAUGCGAAAACUCGCUCUGACAUUAAACCUCACUCAGCUGGUCCAAGGGGCAACGAGGGUUCCCGAUGUUGACGGCCAAACAGCCAAUUGCCUGGACCUUCUGCUGACUACCGACCCGGAUCACUACGCAGUGUCAGUGUCGUCACCUUUAGGUAGCUCUGACCACUGUCUAGUGAAGUCUGUGUCGGUAUACUCCCCACCCGACCUUAGCCCAACAGGCACUAGGCGGAUAUGGCGAUAUAAGUCGGCAGACUGGGAUGGGAUGCGCUCGUUUUUUGCAUCCUAUCCAUGGCAGCCCUUAUGCUUCUCUUCGGGUGAUCCCUCAGCAUGCGCGGAUGCUAUAACAGAUGUGCUGCGCCAAGGUAUGGAAUUCUUUAUUCCUUUUUCCGAUGCAAGCACAUCUAGCAAAGCACAACCCUGGUUUGGAGCCGAGUGCCGACGUGCUGAAGCACGGAAACACGAGGCCUUCCUUGCCUGGGCUGAUGCUCGAAACCGCAAAGCUAGUGACAUACCAGAUAAGAAGAGAGCCUAUAAUAGGGCAACCAAGUCCAGUAAAAAGGCUCUACGGAAGGCUCGAUUUGACCAUAUACGCCGGACAGGAAACAAACUAGCUGCACACCCUACAGGUAGUAAAGCGUUUUGGACCCUAGCGAAAUCAAUCGAAUCAAACUUCUGCCGCCCCUCACUACCCCCACUGCUGAAACCAGAUGGGUCACUUGCCCACACAGCUGAAGAGAAAGCGAAUUUAUUUGCUUCCAUCUUCGCUGAAUCUUCACGUCUAGAUGCAACUGGCGCAAAACCUCCUAGUCCACUAGUUUGCGAGACCUCUAUGUCGGACAUACGCAUACGCCAAACGGAGGUUCGCAAAGUGUUGCAAAACCUGGACGUGAACAAAGCAAGUGGUCCUGACGGUAUUUCAGCCAUAGUACUUAAAAACCUGUGCACCUGA